GACACCAUGGCCAAGCUCAUUCUUGUCGCAGGUUUGGCCAUUGUGCUGAAUGCUCAGUUGGGUUCUUCCUACCAGCUGAUGUGCUAUUAUACCAGGUAGGCCAAGGAGCGGCCUGAUGUGGGGAGUUUCACAACUGAUGACAUUGACCCCUGCCUGUGUACUCAUGUGAUCUAUGCCUUUGCUUCGAUGUGGAACAAUGAGAUCACUGCUAUAAGCAUGGAGGACUUGAAGGAGUAUGAAGCUAUAAAUAAUCUGAAAACCAGGAAUAGGGAGCUGAAAACUCUCCUGGCCAUUGGAGGCUCCAAGUUUGGAUCUAUUCGGUUCAGUGACAUGGUGUCCACUGCUCAGAACCAACUGACUUUCAUUAAGUCAGUCAUCAAAUUCCUGCGCCAAAAUCAGUUUGACGGGCUGAACCUGGACUGGCAGUACCCUGGGUAUUAUGGAAGUCCACCUGAGGACAAGAAUCUCUUUACUCUCCUGGUGAAGGAAAUGAGUGUUGCUUUUGAGAAGGAAACCUCAGAGCACCACAAGACCAAGCUGUUAAUCACUGCCACAGUAUCUGGUGUCAUCUCCAUCAUUGAGUCCGUAUACGAGAUCCCUGAACUGACAAAGUACCUUGAUUACUUUCAGGUCAUGACAUAUGAUCUAGAUGGCUAUACUGGUGCAAACAGUCCCCUCUACAAUGAUCCACCUGACCAUGGCAUUAGUGCCUAUCUCAAUGUGGCAGACAUCAUGAACUAUUGGAAAAACCAUGGAGCUGAUCCAGAGAAGCUCAUUGUUGGAUUCCCAGCCUAUGGACACACCUACACUCUGAGUGACCCCUCUAACAAUGGAAUUGGUGCCCCUACCAUUGGUGCUGGCCCUCCAGGGAAAUACACAAAUGAAACAGGACUAUGGGCUUACUAUGAGAUUUGUGACUUCCUGAAUCAUGGAGCCACAGAGAAAUGGUAUGGCCCUCAAAAAGUGCCUUAUGCUUUUAAGAAAACAGACUGGGUUAGCUACGAUAAUCAAGACAGCUUCCGGGUAAAGGCCCACUGGCUCAAGCAGAAUAACUUUGGAGGUGCCAUGAUCUGGCCCCUGGACAUGGAUGACUUCACUGGUUCUUUCUGUAAAAAUUUAAACUUUCCUCUGACCACCACCUUAAAGGACAAUCUCAAUGUCCAGAGUCGAAGUAAGUGA
Mesocricetus auratus (golden hamster) is the source of this 1179-nucleotide messenger RNA. RefSeq names its product chitinase-like protein 3. Lineage: Eukaryota; Metazoa; Chordata; Mammalia; Rodentia; Cricetidae. The record is from RefSeq and is a predicted model, not a curated record. Gene Ontology annotation, biological process: carbohydrate metabolic process; chitin catabolic process. Gene Ontology annotation, cellular component: extracellular region. Gene Ontology annotation, molecular function: chitin binding. The transcript is spliced from 10 exons.